GGCCGGCGGAGGAGGAGGCGGGCCCGGCCGGGGAGCCGCGCGGCAGCCAGGCCAGCUUCAUGCAGCGCCAGUUCGGCGCGCUCCUGCAGCCCGGCGUCAACAAGUUCUCGCUGCGGAUGUUCGGCAGCCAGAAGGCUGUGGAGCGCGAGCAGGAGCGCGUGAAGUCGGCGGGGGCCUGGAUCAUCCAUCCGUACAGCGACUUCAGGUUCUACUGGGACUUCACCAUGCUGCUGUUCAUGGUGGGAAACCUCAUCAUCAUCCCCGUGGGCAUCACCUUCUUCAAGGACGAGACCACAGCGCCUUGGAUCGUGUUCAACGUAGUCUCAGACACCUUUUUCCUCAUGGACCUGGUGCUCAACUUCCGCACGGGCAUUGUGAUCGAGGACAACACGGAGAUCAUCUUGGACCCCGAGAAGAUCAAGAAGAAAUAUUUGCGCACCUGGUUUGUGGUGGACUUCGUGUCCUCCAUUCCGGUGGACUAUAUCUUCCUCAUUGUGGAGAAAGGCAUCGACUCCGAGGUCUACAAGACGGCGCGCGCCCUGCGCAUCGUGCGCUUCACCAAGAUCCUCAGCCUGCUGAGGCUGCUGCGCCUGUCUCGGCUCAUCCGCUACAUCCACCAGUGGGAGGAGAUCUUCCACAUGACCUAUGACCUGGCGAGCGCAGUCAUGCGCAUCUGCAACCUCAUCAGCAUGAUGCUGCUGCUCUGCCACUGGGACGGCUGCCUGCAGUUCCUGGUGCCCAUGCUGCAGGACUUCCCCAGCAACUGCUGGGUCUCCAUCAACAACAUGGUGAACCACUCGUGGAGCGAGCUCUACUCCUUCGCGCUCUUCAAGGCCAUGAGCCACAUGCUGUGCAUCGGCUACGGGCGGCAGGCGCCCGAGAGCAUGACGGACAUCUGGCUCACCAUGCUCAGCAUGAUCGUGGGCGCCACCUGCUACGCCAUGUUCAUCGGCCACGCCACCGCCCUCAUCCAGUCGCUGGACUCCUCCAGGCGCCAGUAUCAGGAGAAGUACAAGCAAGUGGAGCAGUACAUGUCCUUCCACAAGCUGCCUGCCGACUUCCGCCAGAAGAUCCACGACUACUAUGAGCACCGCUACCAGGGCAAGAUGUUCGAUGAGGACAGCAUCUUGGGCGAGCUGAACGGGCCGCUGCGGGAGGAGAUCGUCAACUUCAACUGCCGCAAGCUGGUGGCCUCCAUGCCGCUCUUCGCCAACGCCGAUCCCAACUUCGUCACGGCCAUGCUGACCAAGCUCAAGUUCGAGGUCUUCCAGCCCGGCGACUACAUCAUCCGCGAGGGCACCAUCGGCAAGAAGAUGUACUUCAUCCAGCACGGCGUGGUCAGCGUGCUCACCAAGGGCAACAAGGAGAUGAAGCUGUCUGACGGCUCCUACUUUGGGGAGAUCUGCCUGCUCACUCGGGGCCGGCGCACAGCCAGCGUGCGCGCCGACACCUACUGCCGCCUCUACUCGCUCAGUGUAGACAACUUCAAUGAGGUGCUGGAGGAGUACCCCAUGAUGCGGCGCGCCUUUGAGACGGUGGCCAUCGACCGCCUGGACCGCAUCGGCAAGAAAAACUCCAUCCUGCUGCACAAGGUGCAGCAUGACCUGAGCUCGGGCGUGUUCAACAACCAGGAGAACGCGAUCAUCCAGGAGAUCGUCAAGUACGACCGCGAGAUGGUGCAGCAGGCCGAGCUGGGCCAGCGCGUGGGCCUCUUCCCACCACCACCACCGCCACAGGUCACCUCGGCCAUUGCCACGCUGCAGCAGGCGGUGGCCAUGAGCUUCUGCCCGCAGGUGGCGCGGCCGCUCGUAGGGCCGCUGGCGCUGGGCUCGCCGCGCCUCGUGCGCCGCGCACCCCCGGGGCCGGGACCGCAGGGACUCGGCAUCACCCAGCGCCACCGGUGGCCUCGACCCGCUGGACUCCGCGCGCUCGCGCCUCUCGUCCAACUUGUGACCCUCGCGCGCCGCCCCGCGGGCCGCCGCCGGGCGGGGCCUCAUCCAGACCAAAGCCAUGCCCUCCCCGCCCGCCGCGCAGAAGCCAUAGAGGGACGUAGGUAGUCGCAUCGGACGGGCGGCGGGCAGCCCUCACGCCCGGCUGUCCCCCACUGCCCGAGCCCAUCCUCAUCGCCCCGCCCCGGCGGCAGCCGCGCCGAACGAGGGGCUCCCUUCACCUCGGUGCCUCAGUUCCCCCUACUGGAGGCGGGGACGGGGCUGGCCCCUGGCCGCGAGGAGAUGGCUGCGGAGCCCGCCCGACUGCCCUGGUAGGUGCCCGCCGGCUUCCCGCUGUCCCCACCGUGCUCACGCAAUAACCGGCCCGGUCCCCGUCCCACGCGCCCUGCCGCCACCGCCCCUUCCUCCAGCACCGGCAUCGGGGGCGGGCAUCCCGGCCCGCAGGCGGACGUGGGGGCGAGGCCGGGUCCCCGCCGUCGCGAUGAAUGUACUGACAGCCGAGGCAGCAGCGCACACCGUGGCCCCCACGCCCCAUUAACCCUCGCCCCCAUUCCGCGCAAUAAACGACAGCACUGGCGCCCGGA
Messenger RNA from Chinchilla lanigera (long-tailed chinchilla), 2533 nucleotides. RefSeq names its product hyperpolarization activated cyclic nucleotide gated potassium channel 2 (gene Hcn2). The record is from RefSeq and is a predicted model, not a curated record. Gene Ontology annotation, biological process: transmembrane transport; potassium ion transport. Gene Ontology annotation, molecular function: voltage-gated potassium channel activity. Gene Ontology annotation, cellular component: membrane. NCBI's taxonomy places the organism in Eukaryota, Metazoa, Chordata, Mammalia, Rodentia, Chinchillidae.